Messenger RNA from Ricinus communis (castor bean), 2122 nucleotides. Its product is annotated as D-3-phosphoglycerate dehydrogenase 1, chloroplastic. The record is from RefSeq and is a predicted model, not a curated record. Gene Ontology annotation, biological process: L-serine biosynthetic process. The coding region runs from base 74 to 1864 and encodes 596 amino acids. Gene Ontology annotation, cellular component: chloroplast stroma. Lineage: Eukaryota; Viridiplantae; Streptophyta; Magnoliopsida; Malpighiales; Euphorbiaceae. The transcript is spliced from 4 exons. Gene Ontology annotation, molecular function: phosphoglycerate dehydrogenase activity; NAD binding.
CACUCAGAUCUCCCCUACUCACUUCCCUCCACUCCCCAACAAACCCUCUCCGUCGCGACCGUCACCCUUAAAAAUGGCGAUUUCCACCACUAACCUCCGUACCACCGUUAACAGAAACCUCUCUUCAUUUUCCGUUGCAUCAAAAACGCACAAACUUUCAACAUUUUCAGUCCCUCUCCGCAAUUCUCGCCGAAAUUCUCGGUUCAUAGUACUAACGGCGUCACUAGACGCGAAACCAACCGUACUAGUAACAGAGAAGCUAGGAGAGGCAGGACUGAAUCUACUAAAGGAAUUUGCAAAUGUUGAUUGCUCAUAUAAUUUAUCACCAGAAGAGCUUUGCACUAAGAUCUCACUUUGUGACGCUUUAAUUGUACGCAGUGGCACAAAAGUGAAUCGUGAAGUUUUUGAAUCUUCUGGUGGUCGAUUAAAGGUUGUCGGUAGAGCUGGUGUAGGGAUUGAUAAUGUUGAUCUUAGUGCUGCUACUGAACAUGGUUGUUUAGUUGUUAAUGCCCCUACUGCUAAUACUGUGGCUGCUGCCGAGCAUGGGAUUGCUUUAUUGGCUGCUAUGGCUAGGAAUGUUGCUCAAGCUGAUGCUUCUGUUAAGGCUGGUAAGUGGCAAAGGAACAAAUAUGUGGGUGUAUCGCUUGUUGGGAAAACACUUGCUGUAAUGGGUUUUGGAAAGGUUGGAUCAGAAGUUGCUCGGCGAGCCAAGGGGCUUGGUAUGCAUGUUAUUGCUCAUGAUCCUUAUGCCCCAGCAGAUAGAGCUCGUGCAAUUGGUGUGGAGCUUGUGAGCUUUGAUGAAGCUAUUGGUACUGCAGACUUUAUCUCCCUGCACAUGCCUCUUACUCCUGCUACAUCAAAGAUUCUGAAUGAUGAAAAUUUUGCAAAGAUGAAGAAAGGAGUUAGAAUUGUCAAUGUUGCUCGUGGAGGAGUAAUUGAUGAAGAUGCUCUUGUCAGGGCAAUUGAUGCUGGAAUUGUUGCUCAGGCAGCACUUGAUGUUUUCACAGAAGAGCCCCCAGCAAAAGACAGCAAGUUAGUGCAGCAUGAGAAGGUGACUGUUACACCACAUCUUGGUGCUAGUACUGUGGAAGCUCAGGAAGGAGUGGCUAUUGAAAUAGCUGAAGCUGUUGUUGGUGCUUUGAAAGGUGAACUUGCUGCUACUGCAGUCAAUGCACCAAUGGUGCCUGCUGAGGUUCUUACAGAGCUGAAACCAUUUGUUAUGCUUGCCGAGAAACUUGGGAGGUUGGCUGUGCAGCUAGUAGCAGGUGGAAGCGGUGUGAAGACUGUGAAAGUGACUUAUGGCUCUACUAGAGCUCCUGAUGACCUUGACACCAGGUUGCUUCGAGCUAUGAUUACUAAGGGUCUGAUUGAGCCCAUAUCCAGUGUUUUUGUGAACCUGGUUAAUGCUGACUUCACAGCUAAACAGAGAGGACUAAGAAUAGCUGAAGAACGUGUUACCCUGGAUGGCUCGCCUGAGAGUCCACUUGAAUUUAUCCAGGUUCAAAUUGCCAAUGUGGAAUCAAAAUUUGCCAGUGCAAUAUCAGAGUCUGGGGAAAUAAAGGUUGAGGGAAAGGUGAAGGAUGGAAUUCCCCAUUUGACGAAGGUUGGAUCAUUCGAGGUGGAUGUGAGCUUGGAAGGUAGCAUCAUACUGUGCCGACAAGUUGACCAGCCCGGAAUGAUUGGUAAGGUGGGAAGCAUAUUGGGAGAGGAGAAUGUGAAUGUCAGCUUCAUGAGUGUCGGAAGGAUUGCUCCACGAAAGCAAGCUGUCAUGGCAAUUGGAGUUGAUGAUCAACCCAAGAAAGAAAGUUUGAAAAAGAUUGGGGAUAUCCCGGCUAUCGAAGAGUUUGUUUUCCUCAAGUUGUAGUGUGGUGUCAUCACUUCCGUAUCUUCAUUUUCCUCUCCUUUCUUUUUCUUCUUCUUCUCUUUUUUUUUUUUGGUAGGUUUACUUCCUUUCUGAAUGGGUAUUAUUACUUCACUGUACUGCCCGAUUUUGAGUUGAGUGCUUUGUCAUAGGUUUUGGGGAGGGAAAGAAUAAUUCAGAUUUGAGAUGAGACAUGUACUUUGUGAGGAACUAAUUACCUCUUAAUUCAUAUUACCUAUUAGCUGCUUCUUGUUUGAUAAA